Gongylonema pulchrum is the source of this 1281-nucleotide messenger RNA. Lineage: Eukaryota; Metazoa; Nematoda; Chromadorea; Rhabditida; Gongylonematidae. The record is from the annotation of a GenBank genome assembly.
UUGCAGGCUCCGUUAACGCAAAACGAUCGGCCGUGGGAUCGCCUUGCUAAGCAGUACUAUCAAAAAUGUGUCGAUGAAGAAGAUUUAGAAGCUACGGGUGUUGAGUCAGUGCAAAAACUGCUACAACAAUUAGGCGGAUGGCCGGUGCUUGAAAGCUAUGAAUGGAAAGCAUGGAAUCAUAGCUGGGAGAGGCAACUGGCGCAUGUUAUGAAUCGGACAGGUGUGAAUGCAAUGAUUCUGGAACUGGCCGUGUCUCACGACCCAUUAAAUAGUUCGAAAAGCAUCAUUGAGAUUGAUCAACCGAAAUGGGGAGUCGGCUCCCGUUGGCCGUAUCUGGCUGGCAUACACGACCCAAUAAUUCAGAACUAUACAUCACUGAUGAUCCAAACUGCUAUGAAUAUAGGGGCUGACCGAGCGAAUGCAGAAUAUGACAUGAGGCAAGCAAUUGAAUUUGAGUUACGACUGGUAAAUUUUUCGGCAGACGAAAUGACGCGGCGUGAUCCAGAGCGUAGCAACAACCGAUACCAGCUUUGGCAACUGCAUGACGUUUAUCCGCACAUAGAUUUGGUCGGUUAUAUUAAAACAGUUUUCGAUGGCCUUGAAAAUGUUAGUCCAAACGAUACGAUAAUAAUCCGGGAACCGGAAUAUUUUCGUCGAAUGCAGAAAGUGAUGCGACGAUCCAGUAAGCGGGUUAUUGCCAAUUAUAUGCUAUGGCGAGUGAUUCAAGGAUAUUCUCCGUUUCUACCACGUCUUAUGCGGGAGCCAUUUUACGCAUUCAAAGCCAAUCAGACCGGCAUGUCUAGUAUACCAGUUCCUGAUCGGUACAAAUUUUCUCCAAAUUUACCAGUUAUUUUGACAAUUGUUAUGAUCGAUAUGCCUGUUGGAAGGAUGUAUGUUGAGAACUACUUUGAUCAAACGAGAGCCAUGAGAAAGAUGAAUGAUUUAACGAAACAUUUCAAAAACGAAUUAAUCAAACAGCUAGAAGCCGUUGACUGGAUGGAUGAGGGAACACGAAAACGAGCAAUUCUCAAGGCAGAACAUAUCAAUUAUAAGAGCGGAUUUCCUUCAUAUCUUUUUAAUGAAACCUAUAUGAUGGACAACUGGCAGUUGCCCGAAACUUCAAAGCUAGAGCCGUUGCUGGAAUUCACAAUACGCAUCAAGCUGGUUCGUGUUGCCGAAGAAUUGAUGCGGCUAAAAAAACCGGUUGAUAGGUCAUUAUGGUUCCAAGGUCCAGCACAAGUAGAUGCUUAUUAUGCACCGAAUUUAAAUGAGAUGAGUUAG